Molecule: messenger RNA, 8240 nt
Organism: Argiope bruennichi
Lineage: Eukaryota; Metazoa; Arthropoda; Arachnida; Araneae; Araneidae
Gene: Gmppa
Product: mannose-1-phosphate guanyltransferase alpha-A-like
Exons: 10
Coding region: 177-1451 (424 amino acids)
Biological process (GO): biosynthetic process
Cellular component (GO): cytoplasm
Source: RefSeq, a predicted model, not a curated record
UGAGUUGUCUGCUGAAUUCGUUUCGUAAUGACAGUUUUUAGGUAAAUUAGUGAGAAAAUCCGAGAUCAACAUAAUUCUUGUGAAUAUUUUAAAACAAUAUAUGUUUAUUUGUGAUCGACCUUCACUUCCGUUUUAGUAAUUUUCAUUUUUUUUUGGUGAUCACCGGCGUUUUCGAUAUGUACAAGGCUGUCAUUUUAAUAGGAGGCCCUCAGAAAGGGACAAGAUUUCGCCCGCUUUCAUUUGAUAUUCCAAAGCCUUUAUUUCCUGUUGCUGGCGUCCCAACUAUUCAACAUUUAAUUGAAGCAUGUUGUAAAGUUCCAAAUCUACGAGAAAUAUUACUCAUCGGAUUUUAUCAAGUAGAUGAAUCAAUUAACCAGUUUGUUUCUUCCAUGGUAAAGGAAUAUAACAUCAAUAUCGGGUAUCUUCAAGAAUAUACUGCUUUGGGAACUGCAGGAGGAAUUUACCAUUUCCGUGAUCAGAUUCAAAGUGGAGAUCCUGAAGCAUUUUUCUUGAUUAAUGGUGAUGUUUGUGGAGAUUUUCCACUAGUUGAGAUGACAGAAUUUCAUAAAGAGAAUGAGGGGUGGAUAACUGUCUUAGGCACAGAAGCAACUCGGCAACAAGCACAGCAGUAUGGGUGUAUAGUUGAAGAUAAAAAUACACACAAGAUUGUACAUUAUGUUGAAAAGCCAUCUACUUUUGUGAGUCAAAUCAUUAAUUGUGGUGUUUAUUUAUGUUCACUGGACAUAUUUACUUUCUUAGCUACUGUUUUCAAACGGAAACAACAAGACUUUUAUAAUGGUUAUGAACAGUCUAUUGAUAUAACAGGAUGUGCAAAGGACUGCAUCAGUUUAGAGCAAGACAUUGUUACGCCACUGGCAAGUAAAGGCAAAGUGUAUGCCUUCCAUAGUACAAGAUGGUGGAGUCAAAUAAAAACUGCUGCGUCUGCCAUUUAUGCAAAUAGGCAUUAUUUGGAUCUGUAUUUGAAAACCCAUCCAAACUGGUUGGCUAAAAAUGUUCCUGAUGGUCCUUUCAUCAUUGGUAAUGUUUUCAUUCACCCAUCUGCUAAAGUUCAUAAUACGGCGCAUUUGGGUCCGAAUGUCAGCAUUGGGAAAAAUGUUGUUAUUGGUGCUGGUGUUAGAAUUAAGGAAUCGAUUAUUCUUGGUAAUGCAACUAUACAUGAUCAUACACUUGUGCUACAUUGCAUAGUAGGAUGGAACAGUACAAUUGGAGCUUGGGCGAGAAUAGAAGGAACACCAUCUGAUCCUAACCCAAAUAAACCCUUUGCUAAAAUGGAAAAUGUUCCUCUCUUCAAUAAUACUGGACAUCUAAAUCCUUCAAUAACUGUUCUUGGUAGUAAUGUACAAGUUCCUCCUGAAGUCAUUAUUCUUAAUUCCAUUGUUCUCCCACACAAAGAAUUAACACAGAGCUACAAAAACGAAAUAAUAUUAUAGUUUCUUGUAAAUUUUGACGAUGUAUUGUGAUUUUAUACAAAAGGUGCUUUUUUUUAAAUAACAUGUUAUUGAUUUAUAUGGUACAAAUUUAUAUUCACCCGUAUGACAUAUUUUAAGUAUUCACCGAGUCAUUGCUUGGAAUUUGCGUUUGGGAGUUAAUUUUUGUAAAACAUUUUAAAAUUAUGACGAUUUUAUAAUGGAAGUUUUAAAAUACAAAUGAGCUAUAUUGGCGAUUUUACAUUUCAGAAGAAUCGCUAUGAGUUUAGAGUUUAUAAGUUCAAUUUGUCAUAUUUGUUUUGAAAUAAUAAGCAAACCUUUUUCCCCCUUUUUGUAGGUUGUAAUGUACAAGUUCCUCCUGAAGUCAUUGUUCUUAAUACCAUUGUUCUCCCACACAAAGAUUUAUCACAGAGCUACAAAAACGAAAUAAUAUUAUAGUUUCUUGAAACUUUUGACGAUGUAUUGUAAUUUUAUACAAAAGGUGCUUUUUUUUAAAUAUCAUGUUAUUGACUUAUAAAGGUACAAAUUUAUAAGCUCCCAUAUGACAUUUUUUGAGUAUUGUAUUGAUAACUUUGUGGAACAAAAAUUCCUGUUUGUUUAAUAUACAGUCUGGUCAUAUUUAAUCUUAUAAAAUAAUUUUACUGAAUUUUUAAUUCGAGCAUUAUAUUCUCUUAUUACUUUGCUCUUGAAGGAAAAUUAUUUUCUUCUCAAUUAAUGACAUUUUCUAUUGCGAGUAAUGACUGCUUUAUUACUAGUAUGGCUUCUGAAAGUUGAGUGUAUUUGGUACGUUUGUAAAUUUGAGUAAAAUUUUAAGGUUUCAUACUUUUAGUUACUAAUUUUUUACAUUCAUUAAAACUUUUUAAAAAUGCUGAAAUUAAAACGGUGACAAUUCGCAAUUUUUUGAUAAGCUAUAAACAAAAAUGUACUGUUGUAGCACCUGCUAAAGGCGGAGAUAAUUAAUGAAGUAGCAUACAUUUGAGAAACUCAAAAUAAUGUUCAGGCUCAUUUUUACGAGACAAUAUGUAUUUUCUUAAUAUUAUUUAUAUGUUAUUUCUCGAUAAGAAAUCUAGGGAUCAUAAUCUUUCUGUUAUUAUGAAUCAUAAUAUAUUAUGUUCUGAGUAUUUUACUAUUUUCAGCUUUCAGUCAUUUUCAUAGGAAAUUGCAUGAUUUAUUUUAUUGUUCAAAACAUUUCUGAAUAUUAUAGAAUUAUGUUUACAGUCAGUGGUCAUUAGGUUGCAUCCAGUACGUUUUUUUAAAAAAUUUCUAGACCUAAUUUGUGAUAGAGUAAUUAGUAUAAAAUCUGUAUAUGGGCUGAGUUAAGAAUGGUGGAAAAUAACAAAUUCUUAUUAAUUGCUGUUUUGAAAGAGGCUUUUUUAAAAAUAGAAUACAAAACACUUUGGUAUGACGGAAAGUGGAGAAUGCUAGAAAAUUUUGAUUUCUUUUUGUAUUUAUUUGCUUAGUUUCAACUUAAUAUAUUUUAUAUAAAAGUUAUCUUGUUUUAUUAAAUUUUUUUUAUGACAUUUGUACUUUUUUUUUAAACUUUAAAAUCAACUUAAGUAAUUUAUUAAGAUUUUCUAUACAUUUUUUAUGAAUUAGUUGUGUUUAAGAUUAUUUUAUAAUUAUUUAUUGUAUUUAAUAUUUACCUCUGUAACAAAAUUUUUCACAACUACUCUCAUUCCAAAUUAAAAAAUAUAUAUAUAUAUUAUUUACUGUUGAUAUAUUUAAGAUUAUUUAUUACAAUGGAGUUUGAAAAAUAUUUGAUGCAUCGUAUUAUUGUGAUCAAUCAAGUGAAAAGGUGUCUAUCUGUAUAAAGAUAUUUCUUUUGGCAUUCUUAUGAAUGUAAUUGUCUGCAUCAUUCAUGCAUUUAUUGUACUUUUUUGGUUAAAAAACGCUUGUCUUUUUAAUUUUUUUUUUGUCUUGAUAAGUGGUUUAUUUUUGAACAAUUUUUAGCAAGCAUUUAUUUUAGAAAAUUUGCUACCACUUUAAGUGUUUUUCAGCAUUCAGUAUUUAUAGUUUUUCAAAAUAAUUAAAAAUUACAAGAGAAAAAAAUCACAUAUGUUUUAAUAUGUUAUUAAAAAUCAUAUGAGAGCAAAUUAAGCUUUUUUAGUAAAUCUUACUGGGUUUAAACUAGGAAAUAUGGUUUAAUUAUUUGCUUUGCUUUAAUAUGUUCUGUCAUCUGUUAAUUUCUUGAAGUUAACUACUUAUUUGAUUUUUAUUCUGUCUCCGAAAGUUCUUUAUACAGUUGCGCAUCUUUGUUAAAGGUUCAUGAGAACUUCUCUAGGUGAAAGUAAACAUUUUAUUGGUCUUCUGUUGAAAACAAGAAGGAUUUCUUUUAUUCAUAGAAAUUCAUUAAAGAUCAAAUGAUGGAACAAUCGUCUUUUUUAAUCUUUGAUUUUAAGAAAUAGGCAGACGUUUUCUUUAACUUCAUCUUAUACUGAUAAAUUUAAUUUGCGUUACUAUUUUUGAUAAGUUGACUGGAACUUCGAUAACACUCAGUAGAUGUUUGUCAUUUCUAAAUUACUGUAGUAAUCUCUAGAAGUGAUUAUUAAUCCUGUAUUAUCAAGUUGUUGAUUUAGAAGAUCUAUCUUUCUCUAUUAAAUCAAAAUGUCAGUUUUGAGCAUCUAUUAAAAUGAUUGCUUCAAAGUAAGUCACGAGUCUUUAUCUGGAAUUUUGACGUGUUGAAUGGAAUUAUGUCUUGUGGUAUUCUUCUGCCACAUUACUUUCUCCAGUUAUGAAUAUAAUUUUUUCUUCUUCUAUCAUUGGCUUAUACAAGAAGCAUUUUACUAGCCAAAUUCAGAAAAUUUUAAAGUCAUUCGUUUUAUGUCAAAAAUUGAAGAAAAAUGUUUGAAAUUGAGGAAAAUCAAUGGAUUAAAAUAUUUUGAUGUUAAUUUUUAAAAAUUAUAUGUUUAUAUGUAGCAUGUUAUGGUAAAAUUAAACAACCUAGUCUUUGUUGCAAAAUAUUAUGAAAUUUUUACUUGAAGUUAUUUAUUUUUGUAUUGAUAAAUUGUAGAUUAUUUCUGCUUUUAGAUAUUUAUUGCAAAAUUUUAGUUGAAAGUUUGGUAAGAACUUCUGUGACACCUCUGGAAAAAUGUAAUAAAUGUUUCUUUAUAUUACACUGUGAGUAUGAAUGAAUGAAAGAAGAAUUUUUUAUGGCAUAUAUUAUUUACAGAAUUUCAGAUAUUUUAAUGUCUUUUGAUUUUGUGUAAUUUUGUAUAUGUUAAUUGUAAUUUGUAUCUGUUUAUAAUAUAGUGGAUUUCUUCUUCCCCAUGCUGUUUAAAUUUUUUGUUGAUUUCUUUUUUUAUUAAAAGCAGCUUUGAAAUGAAAUAUGAAUUCUAACAAAAUCAUACAGGCAAAAGAAGUUAUAUUUGUAAAAUUUCUGCUUGUAUUUUGGAAUGUUUUAUUUUUCUGUUGUCUGUUUUCUAAACUUAUUAUUGAUUAUAUGAUUUACAUUAGUAUAUUUUUUAUGUAAAAUCCUUUCAUUUGGACAUAAAAUGCACGAAGUAAUUUAACUUUUUAAAAUUCGUGUUUAUUACUAUAAAUUAUAAAACCUUCACCAUAAAUUAAAAGCUUAUCAAAAUCACAUUAUAGUAGAUUUUUAUUGAAAUAAUUCCUUUCUUCUGUAUGUAUGCAUAAAUAUUGUUGUUCAUGAUUCAUCAAAUGAAAUUUCCUCAGUUUGCUGUUUAAUAGUCACUUUUGUUUAUUAGUUGAUCUUUUUUAAAAUGGAGUUUUUCCCGUUAUGCUGGAAAUAUAUUUUGCUACAUAAUUAUGUGAUGUACAACUUUAUUAAAAUAUGAAGUUACUCUUUUAAUUAAUAUAUAUUUCUUAAAUUUGAAUUCAAUUAUUGCACCUUUAAUUUUUUUUCUUUAUUUUGUUGUCUGCUAAAAAUUGACUUCAAAAUUUUUUUAUGAAAUGCAUUUAAUUGUCAGUGCUUUAUUUUUAAUACGAGAAAUAAAAUAUUAGUUCUAAAUAGUAAAAUUGUGAUAUUUAUGUAUAUUCAAGGAUUAAUAACAAAUAUGUUUAAGAAGAACAAAUUUCUUAUAUUUUCUGCGUAGUUUGGAGUAUUUUCACUUAUUUUUGUUUGUUUAUUUAUUUGUGUUUGAAACGUAUUUUUCACAAUUUUGUGCCAUACUGUGAUUUUUUUAUAUUUUGCAUUUCAUCAGUUGUUAUAAUUACUUGGAAAUUGAUUGUAUUGCUAUAUUUGUUUCUAUAAUAUAUAUAUAUAUAUAUAUUGCCAAACUCAUUAUAAUUUAUCAAGUUUCAUAACUUUCAUGAUGCAUGUCUGGAGGUUGUUUUGAAUUCUGCAUAGAUGUUUUUUAAUAUUCGAAAAUAGUUUAACUAUAUCUGUUACUUAAUACAUUCCAACAGGUUUUUCAGACUUGUUGUAUUUGUCUGUUUUACUUAAUUGUUUUUGUCCUACAGUUGUAUAUGGAAUAUUUGUAGGAAAAGUUUCUUGUAUGAUUCCUAACUGUAAAUGAAUUCUCAUGUGUAUUUCCAUAUUUCUAUAACUUAGUGUUUUAUUAUAAUUUAUGUUUUUGAACUUCAUUCCUUCUUCAGCUUUUUCCUAUUCAUAAAGAACCUGAAUAGAAGCUGAACAUUCAGUACAUUGUUACAUUACCAAAUUAGCACUUGCUGCACAUCAGCAACAUCUGUUUGAAACCAUUUGGUUUUAUCCAAAAAGAAGGAGCAGAUUUAAAGCAUUUAUUUCUCAGGAACAACUAUAGAUAGAAAUAUAUACGAUAUAUCAUAGGAUAGAAGAAAAUUCAGAGUUUUAUUAUAUGCAUUCAGCAUGUGCUCUAUUUGUAUGUUACAAAAGCUUUAUCGGAAGUCCUUUUCCUGCUAUUCUUGAAGUAUCUGGUCUUUGUUUAUUGAAUCCAUUGCUGUGACAAUUCAGUGUUGUAGAUCUUGAAGAGUAGCAGGCAUGAGUAUUUAAGCUGCUUUUUUCUUUGCAUAUGCAUCCAUCUUUUACGAUUUUUUUUUUUUUUAAAUACCAACUGUAAAUCUCUUUACAGAAAUUGCAACGAAAUGCAUGUUUCAGUGCAGUAAUGGAUUUCUUUGUGCAUAGAAUAGUACAUAAUUUUUUUUCUAAGGCGUUGUCGUUUUCUAUUAAAUGAACGACGACCCGUUUAAAUCAGAAUUAUCUGAAUGCAAAAAAUGAAGCUGCCAACUUUCUGCAAUCCACUAUUGUAUUAUGGGCAUCGCUAUUGUCCUUCAUUAGAAAUAAAUAUUUUAAAUCUUCUCUUUCUUUUUGAAUAACGCUAUUAGUAAACUUUUCAUUUUUAAUUAUUAAAUGGUAAAUUGAAACUUAAUUUUUUUGAUUAAAUGCAUCACCGAAAUUUUCUGACAUUCACCAUAAUAUUUUAUGAUAUACCUGGUCUGCAUAUUAAAGAACAUGAUUAAAUGCGAUGUUAAUAUUGAUUUAUAUGCAAAUAAAUCUUUUAUUUGCUCAUCAAAAUUAAAAUAAUUGUUAAAUAACCUUCUUGCCAUUUAGGAUGCAGAUGAAAAUGGUGUAGAAUCUUGGCCUUUAGAUUUGGCGUUGACAUGUAAAUUUCUGUUGAACUUUAUCAAAUGUUUGAAAUUGAAUAAAUUUAAAUAACCUUUUAUGAUUAUAUUUUCGCUGAAACUGCUUUAUAUAUUCUUUCCCCAGAUUCACAAUAAGUCUUCAUUAAGAAGAUUUGUUUUUUUUUUUAUGUUUGAUUUCUUGAUGUUGAUUCUAAUUUUCUUAAUGUUGUUUGAUAUUAUAUGAAAUAGAGAAACAUCAAUGGAAUAUAUUUUGGUAGAUAGUAGACUGAAUUUAAGUGAUUUUGAAUUUUUGUUGAAGCAAGUUUGGGUCAUUUUUUUCUUUCUGGCUUAUGUUACUUUUCCAUAUGUUAAAAGUUUCCAAUCUGUAAUAUUUAGAGUGAGCACAAAGUCUCGACCAGAAUAUUAGAAUAUAUUGUGCGAAAAUUAUUUUUUUUAGUUAUAUGUUUGUUUGGAUGCAUUAUAAGGGCUGCUCUAAAAUUCUUUAAUAAGAAAAUUUAAUUCAGUAGAUUUCAACUUGUGCGUCAUAGCGGCUCAGAAAAUGUUAGAGCGAUACUCUAAUUCUUGUCAAGUAUUCUUUGACAUGCUGUCUGUACUGUUACACACAGCAUUUUUUUUUUUUUAAUUUUAUCUUUCAGUUCUUCAAUGUUAGAAAACUAGUGUAGCAUAGACUGUUUUUUAUAUAGCCCAUCCGCUCCCCACAAAAUCAAGAGGAGUAAUAGCAAGAUCGCCUUUUAUAUACCAUCGCAUAUUUGCCUUUAUAUCAGGAGGAUUGCGUCCGUAAUAAUAUGGAAACGCACUUUGAAAAAUUUACCUCCGACACACUCUUAAUGUAGAAGGGACGCUUUUGCGCAUACGCGUACGCACUGUUAAAAGCGAACUUUCCAACGAUACCAUUAAAAUUACAUUAUUGUAUUCAGCAAUUAUUUUGUAAUAAAUGUUUAGAAUUAGGGGCAAACUUUGUGCUCAGUCUAUAUACUUUUGUGGGAUUUCUUGUAUUUGGCAGUUCAGCAUUGGUGAUAUUACCAAUGAGGUAUGCAUAAAUCAAAGAAAUUUUGAUCUGUUUUAUGUGAACCGAAUUACUUUACUUUGUUGCAUUUCUCGUCGGUAAGAAUGCAAUAAUAUACAAUCAAUCUCAAUGCGUAUCCCUAAAUGUACUUUUACUUUUUUAUAUUGUGUUGUUAGGGGUUUAUAUUAUCUUUCAGUUUUAAUUAAAUUUUUUGAAUUCUCUCUUGUUUGUUUUGUGCAGAAUGAAUAAAGUGGUAUACCAUCCUU